CUCUCCCUCCCACCCUCUCUCCCUCCCUCCGGCCAGGGACUGCCCCCGAGCUCCAGCGGGCGAGUUUGCCGUGGCUGGUCGUGAGCGUCCUGAGCGCUCUGGCUCACCUGGACAACCCUCCUCCCCGCCCCGCGCCUUGUCCCACCUAAACUCCUCGGAGAGCCUGGGUCGCGCUGCGCGCCGUCCCCCUCGCAUUCUUGCUCCCCGGGCAGGCGGCAGGCGGCGGCGGGAGUCGGGACGCGCGGCGAGAGGGGCGCCCCCGCCGGCCCCUCUGGGAACAUGGCGACCGGCGGCUACCGGAGCGGCGGCGGCAGCACCACGGACUUCCUGGAGGAGUGGAAGGCGAAGCGCGAGAAGAUGCGCGCGAAGCAGAACCCCGCGGGCCCGGGUUCGGGCGGCGGCGGCGAUCCAGUCGCUAAGUCCCCUGCGGGACCGCUGUCCCCAACCGGGGUCGCCGGGACCUCUGAGCUUAACCACGGCCCCGCGGGCGCGGCCGCACCUGCUGUCCCCGGGCCCACCGCCCUGAACUGCGCUCUGGGUCCUUCGGCGCUGCCCCGCUCGGCUCCCGGCUCCCGGCGGCCGGAGGAGGAAUGCUCGACCGUCGCUGCAGUCGCGGGGGCGCCCGCGUCCCGGGGCGACGAGGAAGAAACGGACGGCGCCCCGGAGAAGGGCCGCAGCUCGGGGCCCAGCGCCAGGAAAGGCAAGGGGCAGAUCGAGAAGAGGAAGCUGCGGGAGAAGCGGCGCUCCACCGGCGUGGUCAACAUCCCCGCCGCGGAGUGCUUAGAUGAGUAUGAAGACGAUGAAGCCGGCCAGAAAGAGCGGAAGCGAGAAGACGCCAUCACACAGCAGAACACCAUUCAGAACGAAGCUGCGAGCCUCUUAGACCCAGGCACUUCCUACCUGUCCCAGGACCCGUCAAGAACAGUUCCAGGCAGAUACAAGAGCACAAGCACUGCCCCAGAAGAUGAUGACUCCAGCCGAUAUCCCCGACCAGACAGAGGUGGCUUCAACAGACACAGCCGAGAUGCCAACAUGGCCAGCAGCUUCGCCUCCAGUACCACAUUGGAAAAGAGAAUUGAAGAUCUGGAAAAGGAAAUAGCCAGAGAAAGGCAAGAAAACCUCAGGCUUGUAAGACUGAUGCAAGACAAAGAGGAAAUGAUAGGAAAACUCAAGGAAGAGAUCGACUUGUUAAACAGAUCCAACGACAAAAUGUACGCUCAAGACAAUGCUGUGUGGCCCUUGUCAUGCAGGUGGACUCUGUCAAGUUUUAAUAUUCUAAACAGCAAAGAUAAGUCUUUACAUGUCUACUCUUCCUUCAACUGCUAUUUCUCAUAGCUAAAACUUACUAUGGUUUUAGUACAGGCCAUAUGGCUAUCUAUAGCACAGGGAACACGUGUGUGUGUGUGUGUGUGUGUGUGUGUGUGUGUGUGUCUGGUGUCACAAUUUUAAAACCUUGAUUUCUGGCUGGUUUUGAAAAACUGGGUGUUCCAGGAGAAUUGGCCCAGUCAAGUAACGUUAGAGCAUAGUCCGUGUAAUUUUUAGAGCUUAUUACUUUAAAAUUAAUAGAGUAAAUGAGUUAUCUUUGUGUUUUAUUUUCAUUUCAAGUCUCCGUUAGAAUGUUUUUCAGUAUUUUUUAAAGUGUUUUCUCUUUCCCCCUCUCCCCAGGACCUUGAUGAUAUAGAAGAUGAAAAUGAACAGCUCAAGCAGGAGAAUAAAACUCUUUUGAAAGUUGUCGGGCAGCUGACAAGGUAGAA
Alexandromys fortis (reed vole) is the source of this 1754-nucleotide messenger RNA. RefSeq names its product pro-apoptotic WT1 regulator (gene Pawr). The coding region runs from base 280 to 1335 and encodes 351 amino acids. The record is from RefSeq and is a predicted model, not a curated record. Gene Ontology annotation, biological process: apoptotic process; positive regulation of apoptotic process. Gene Ontology annotation, cellular component: cytoplasm. The transcript has 7 exons. Lineage: Eukaryota; Metazoa; Chordata; Mammalia; Rodentia; Cricetidae.